Messenger RNA from Melitaea cinxia (Glanville fritillary), 3642 nucleotides. RefSeq names its product spidroin-1-like. Lineage: Eukaryota; Metazoa; Arthropoda; Insecta; Lepidoptera; Nymphalidae. The record is from RefSeq and is a predicted model, not a curated record. Bases 1 to 3642 code for a protein of 1213 amino acids. The transcript has 14 exons.
AUGGCUGGUGGCGGUGGUGGUAGGGGGCGCUGUGCGGUGUCACGAGGAGGUGUCCCGCAGCAGCCGGGCGAGGUGCGCCAGCGCGGAGGGCAGCGGGCGCGGCGCGUGCGGCGGCAGGUAGUGGUGGUGGUGGCGGUGGUGGUGGGGGCGCGCUGUGCGGUGUCACGAGGAGGUGUCCCGCAGCAGCCGGGCGAGGUGCGCCAGCGCGGAGGGCAGCGGGCGCGGCGCGUGCGGCGGCAGGUAGUGGUGGUGGUGGCGGUGGUGGUAGGGCGCGCUGUGCGGUGUCACGAGGAGGUGUCCCGCAGCAGCCGGGCGAGGUGCGCCAGCGCGGAGGGCAGCGGGCGCGGCGCGUGCGGCGGCAGGGCAGCGGGCGCGGCGCGUGCGGCGGCAGGUAGUGGUGGUGGUGGCGGUGGUGGUAGGGCGCGCUGUGCGGUGUCACGAGGAGGUGUCCCGCAGCAGCCGGGCGAGGUGCGCCAGCGCGGAGGGCAGCGGGCGCGGCGCGUGCGGCGGCAGGUAGUGGUGGUGGUGGCGGUGGUGGUAGGGCGCGCUGUGCGGUGUCACGAGGAGGUGUCCCGCAGCAGCCGGGCGAGGUGCGCCAGCGCGGAGGGCAGCGGGCGCGGCGCGUGCGGCGGCAGGGCAGCGGGCGCGGCGCGUGCGGCGGCAGGUAGUGGUGGUGGUGGCGGUGGUGGUAGGGCGCGCUGUGCGGUGUCACGAGGAGGUGUCCCGCAGCAGCCGGGCGAGGUGCGCCAGCGCGGAGGGCAGCGGGCGCGGCGCGUGCGGCGGCAGGUAGUGGUGGUGGUGGCGGUGGUGGUAGGGCGCGCUGUGCGGUGUCACGAGGAGGUGUCCCGCAGCAGCCGGGCGAGGUGCGCCAGCGCGGAGGGCAGCGGGCGCGGCGCGUGCGGCGGCAGGGCAGCGGGCGCGGCGCGUGCGGCGGCAGGUAGUGGUGGUGGUGGCGGUGGUGGUAGGGCGCGCUGUGCGGUGUCACGAGGAGGUGUCCCGCAGCAGCCGGGCGAGGUGCGCCAGCGCGGAGGGCAGCGGGCGCGGCGCGUGCGGCGGCAGGUAGUGGUGGUGGUGGCGGUGGUGGUAGGGCGCGCUGUGCGGUGUCACGAGGAGGUGUCCCGCAGCAGCCGGGCGAGGUGCGCCAGCGCGGAGGGCAGCGGGCGCGGCGCGUGCGGCGGCAGGGCAGCGGGCGCGGCGCGUGCGGCGGCAGGUAGUGGUGGUGGUGGCGGUGGUGGUAGGGCGCGCUGUGCGGUGUCACGAGGAGGUGUCCCGCAGCAGCCGGGCGAGGUGCGCCAGCGCGGAGGGCAGCGGGCGCGGCGCGUGCGGCGGCAGGUAGUGGUGGUGGUGGCGGUGGUGGUAGGGCGCGCUGUGCGGUGUCACGAGGAGGUGUCCCGCAGCAGCCGGGCGAGGUGCGCCAGCGCGGAGGGCAGCGGGCGCGGCGCGUGCGGCGGCAGGGCAGCGGGCGCGGCGCGUGCGGCGGCAGGUAGUGGUGGUGGUGGCGGUGGUGGUAGGGCGCGCUGUGCGGUGUCACGAGGAGGUGUCCCGCAGCAGCCGGGCGAGGUGCGCCAGCGCGGAGGGCAGCGGGCGCGGCGCGUGCGGCGGCAGGUAGUGGUGGUGGUGGCGGUGGUGGUAGGGCGCGCUGUGCGGUGUCACGAGGAGGUGUCCCGCAGCAGCCGGGCGAGGUGCGCCAGCGCGGAGGGCAGCGGGCGCGGCGCGUGCGGCGGCAGGGCAGCGGGCGCGGCGCGUGCGGCGGCAGGUAGUGGUGGUGGUGGCGGUGGUGGUAGGGCGCGCUGUGCGGUGUCACGAGGAGGUGUCCCGCAGCAGCCGGGCGAGGUGCGCCAGCGCGGAGGGCAGCGGGCGCGGCGCGUGCGGCGGCAGGUAGUGGUGGUGGUGGCGGUGGUGGUAGGGCGCGCUGUGCGGUGUCACGAGGAGGUGUCCCGCAGCAGCCGGGCGAGGUGCGCCAGCGCGGAGGGCAGCGGGCGCGGCGCGUGCGGCGGCAGGGCAGCGGGCGCGGCGCGUGCGGCGGCAGGUAGUGGUGGUGGUGGCGGUGGUGGUAGGGCGCGCUGUGCGGUGUCACGAGGAGGUGUCCCGCAGCAGCCGGGCGAGGUGCGCCAGCGCGGAGGGCAGCGGGCGCGGCGCGUGCGGCGGCAGGUAGUGGUGGUGGUGGCGGUGGUGGUAGGGCGCGCUGUGCGGUGUCACGAGGAGGUGUCCCGCAGCAGCCGGGCGAGGUGCGCCAGCGCGGAGGGCAGCGGGCGCGGCGCGUGCGGCGGCAGGGCAGCGGGCGCGGCGCGUGCGGCGGCAGGUAGUGGUGGUGGUGGCGGUGGUGGUAGGGCGCGCUGUGCGGUGUCACGAGGAGGUGUCCCGCAGCAGCCGGGCGAGGUGCGCCAGCGCGGAGGGCAGCGGGCGCGGCGCGUGCGGCGGCAGGUAGUGGUGGUGGUGGCGGUGGUGGUAGGGCGCGCUGUGCGGUGUCACGAGGAGGUGUCCCGCAGCAGCCGGGCGAGGUGCGCCAGCGCGGAGGGCAGCGGGCGCGGCGCGUGCGGCGGCAGGGCAGCGGGCGCGGCGCGUGCGGCGGCAGGUAGUGGUGGUGGUGGCGGUGGUGGUAGGGCGCGCUGUGCGGUGUCACGAGGAGGUGUCCCGCAGCAGCCGGGCGAGGUGCGCCAGCGCGGAGGGCAGCGGGCGCGGCGCGUGCGGCGGCAGGUAGUGGUGGUGGUGGCGGUGGUGGUAGGGCGCGCUGUGCGGUGUCACGAGGAGGUGUCCCGCAGCAGCCGGGCGAGGUGCGCCAGCGCGGAGGGCAGCGGGCGCGGCGCGUGCGGCGGCAGGGCAGCGGGCGCGGCGCGUGCGGCGGCAGGUAGUGGUGGUGGUGGCGGUGGUGGUAGGGCGCGCUGUGCGGUGUCACGAGGAGGUGUCCCGCAGCAGCCGGGCGAGGUGCGCCAGCGCGGAGGGCAGCGGGCGCGGCGCGUGCGGCGGCAGGUAGUGGUGGUGGUGGCGGUGGUGGUAGGGCGCGCUGUGCGGUGUCACGAGGAGGUGUCCCGCAGCAGCCGGGCGAGGUGCGCCAGCGCGGAGGGCAGCGGGCGCGGCGCGUGCGGCGGCAGGGCAGCGGGCGCGGCGCGUGCGGCGGCAGGUAGUGGUGGUGGUGGCGGUGGUGGUAGGGCGCGCUGUGCGGUGUCACGAGGAGGUGUCCCGCAGCAGCCGGGCGAGGUGCGCCAGCGCGGAGGGCAGCGGGCGCGGCGCGUGCGGCGGCAGGUAGUGGUGGUGGUGGCGGUGGUGGUGGGGCGCGCUGUGCGGUGUCACGAGGAGGUGUCCCGCAGCAGCCGGGCGAGGUGCGCCAGCGCGGAGGGCAGCGGGCGCGGCGCGUGCGGCGGCAGGGCAGCGGGCGCGGCGCGUGCGGCGGCAGGUAGUGGUGGUGGUGGCGGUGGUGGUAGGGCGCGCUGUGCGGUGUCACGAGGAGGUGUCCCGCAGCAGCCGGGCGAGGUGCGCCAGCGCGGAGGGCAGCGGGCGCGGCGCGUGCGGCGGCAGGUAGUGGUGGUGGUGGCGGUGGUGGUAGGGCGCGCUGUGCGGUGUCACGAGGAGGUGUCCCGCAGCAGCCGGGCGAGGUGCGCCAGCGCGGAGGGCAGCGGGCGCGGCGCGUGCGGCGGCAGGUAG